AUGCCGCCAUUUUGGAAGCAGACUGGGAGCCCACGAGCCUUGGAAGCUGCCUGCCAGGGACUCGCGGCCCGCAGGUCCAGAUGGGCUGUCAGAGCUCCACGGUGGACACGACUGACUGCUGUUUAUGGAACCUCCAGAGUAUCUGAGUAUGACUUCUUUAUGGGUAGCAUCUAUAUCCAGAACGCGAAUGAACACAUGACAUUAAGAGACGACUGCGGAUUACAAGCCGUUGUCGUUGAGUCCAAAGAAGACAGUAUCGAUGGAACAUGUGAAGAUGAGGUUUGUUCAGCACCAAAUGAUGACAACGUAUCUGAAAGAACAUGUGUAGAUGAGGUUUGUUCAGCACCAAAUGAUGACAACGUAUCUGAAAGAACAUGUGAAGAUGAGGUUUGUUCAGCACCAAAUGAUGACAACGUAUCUGAAAGAACAUGUGAAGAUGAGGUUUGUUCAGCACCAAAUGAUGACAACGUAUCUGAAAGAGACGACUGCGGAUUACAAGCCCUUGUAGUUGAGCUCAAAGAAGAGAGUAUUGAUGGUAACAUACCUUCUGAUACCACAAUAGAAAUUGAAGAAUGGAAUAACAACAAUGAACGUCACCACAUCAAGAAAAUUGCAAAUGGGAUUCUAUCAUCUAUUGCAUUCAGGAUACUAGAAAUAUUGCUCAUUUUCAUUGAUCUUGCCCUGAUGGGUACAGAUGUUGUCAUUACAAUGACAAAACUCAGCAUUGCUUUGGAAUACAGAGCAGUCUCCUUCAUGAUUGCACUAUUUUUCCUACUGGAUGUUGUUCUGCAAAUAUAUGUUAAAGGGAAAAAGCAUUAUUUUUCUCAGUUACUUAACAUCUUAGAUGUUGUCACCAUUGGAAUAAUUAUACUGAUUGAUAUAACAUAUAUAUUUUUCUACGUUCAUUUUUUUAAGUAUAUCCAAAGGAUGGCAGUGUUUUUUCGACUUCUGAGGCUGAUUACGUUUAUGCGAAUAUUCCACCUUGCGAACCAGACAAGAUAUCUAGAAAACCUGAUCAGAAGACUGGUGUCUGGCAAUAAGAGAAGAUAUGCCAAGGAUGGAUUUGAUCUGGAUUUAACUUACAUCACUGAACACCUGAUUGCCAUGUCAUUUCCAUCCUCUGGGAAACAUGCGGUAUAUAGGAAUCCUAUAGAGGAGGUCGUUCAUUUCUUGGACACCAGACACCCAGAACACUAUUUCGUCUACAACCUUUGCAGUGAACGGUCGUAUAACCCCAGGUUUUUCCAUCACCGGAUGCAUAGAAUUCUCAUAGACGAUCACAACGUCCCAACACUUCAGGAGAUGAUAACAUUUUCAAAAGAAGUCAUUGCUUGGUUAUCCAAGGAUCCCCAGAAUACCAUCGCGAUUCACUGUAAAGGAGGAAAAGGGCGUACUGGGACCAUGAUAUGUGUCUGUCUCCUCGCAAUGGACACAUUUUCAACUGCAAAGGAAAGCCUCACUUAUUUUGGAGAACGACGGACAGACAAACGUUUCUGUGAUAAAUUUCAAGGAGUAGAAACUCCCUCUCAAAGCCGAUACGUUGGAUAUUUUGAAACUAUUAAAACUAUGUGGAACUGGGAACUACCUGUGAAAAAAACACUAACAAUUACAAAAAUUGUCCUGUACUCCAUUAAAGGAGUAGGAGAAGGAAAUGGCAAGGACCUAACCAUUGAUAUCAUAAUGCAGCACAAGACUGUGUUUACUUGCACUGGCCAAACCUGCGAGGUCUCACAUGAUAUUGAGACAAAUAGAGCAAUAUUUAUUGUACCCAACUGUCCGGCCCUAUGUGAUGAUAUUAAACUGAAAUUUACUUCUAAAAAUCUUCCUAACCAUUACGACAAUUGUGCCUUCUAUUUCUGGUGCAACGUUUCUCUGAUAGAGAAAAACAGACUUUAUUUAACUCGGAACGAAUUAGACAAUCCCCAUAAACCAAAAACGUGGAGCAUUUAUGAUGAGAACUUUGCUGUCGAAUUAUAUUUCGAAGAAGUAUUUGUAUAA
Molecule: messenger RNA, 1998 nt
Organism: Perognathus longimembris pacificus (Pacific pocket mouse)
Lineage: Eukaryota; Metazoa; Chordata; Mammalia; Rodentia; Heteromyidae
Product: phosphatidylinositol 3,4,5-trisphosphate 3-phosphatase TPTE2-like
Exons: 25
Coding region: 1-1998 (665 amino acids)
Biological process (GO): monoatomic ion transport; transmembrane transport; dephosphorylation
Cellular component (GO): cytosol; membrane
Molecular function (GO): phosphatidylinositol-3,4,5-trisphosphate 3-phosphatase activity; monoatomic ion channel activity
Source: RefSeq, a predicted model, not a curated record